Ramularia collo-cygni is the source of this 561-nucleotide messenger RNA. RefSeq lists its product as uncharacterized. Lineage: Eukaryota; Fungi; Ascomycota; Dothideomycetes; Mycosphaerellales; Mycosphaerellaceae. The coding region runs from base 1 to 561 and encodes 186 amino acids. The transcript is spliced from 2 exons. The record is from RefSeq and is a predicted model, not a curated record.
AUGGGUCUCUCCACCACUCUAUCCUCCAUCCUCCUCGCCUCUUCCACAGCAGCAUUAGCAGCAACAACAUCACCAACAGCAACAGAACCCUGUCUUUCCCACCCCGAAGCCUCCAACAUAGCUCUCCGCUGGUUUUCAAUUUUCGAAACCGACUCCCUCGGAAAUGGAACCGGAGCAGCCCUCGUCAACAGCACUCUCGCCUCGGAAUUCCAAUACAUAGAUUACGGAGCUACAAUGGGUGAUCAAAUGCCCCUCUAUACCGAUCGAUCUUCAGUCUACGAAUCGGUUUCUGGAAGCGGGUAUAGUGGGGCUUUGGUGACUGAUGUUAAAUAUACCAUUCCUUUUGUGUUUACCAGCUGUAAUGUUAUCGGUGCGAGAUGGCAGACUAAGUCGAUGAGUGCUAUGGCUGAGAAUGUGACUGUUCCUGUGGGGACUCCGAUUACAUAUUUUGGAACGGAUUAUCUGGAAGUUGAUCUCGCGACAAGGUUGAUCUAUAGUGCUACAUCUUCGUCGGAUUUGUUGAAUUACUACAAGCAGUUGGGCGACAAUGUACUUGCUUGA